Messenger RNA from Chlamydomonas reinhardtii, 3869 nucleotides. RefSeq lists its product as uncharacterized. Gene Ontology annotation, biological process: protein refolding. Bases 192 to 3197 code for a protein of 1001 amino acids. Gene Ontology annotation, molecular function: ATP binding; ATP-dependent protein folding chaperone. The transcript is spliced from 29 exons. The record is from RefSeq and is a predicted model, not a curated record. NCBI's taxonomy places the organism in Eukaryota, Viridiplantae, Chlorophyta, Chlorophyceae, Chlamydomonadales, Chlamydomonadaceae. Gene Ontology annotation, cellular component: membrane.
UCUAUGGGGAAACGCCUGUUUCGCGAAGGCACGGGACUAGAAGCGCAUGGAAGCCCUCGAAAGUUCUGCGCAUGCGUUCGGCUCGGAGGGUCAAGCUCAGUGCCCCCACCUACGCUGACCACUUUCACUCGACUUGCUAUCUCUUUUGCGUACCUAGUUAGUCGUCGAACUUUCGGCGGAAACUAGCAGCAAUGGCGCAGUCUCAGCUUGCCAAGGGCUCUCGCCAGACCACUGGUCGUCCCUUCCAGAACAAGCCGGCCCGCGCUGCGCGCCGCCUGGUGAUCCGCGCUGCUGACGCUAAGGAGAUUGUGUUCGACCAGGAGUCGCGCCGGAGGCUGCAGGCGGGCAUCAACAAGGUGGCCGAUGCCGUCGGUGUGACCCUGGGCCCCCGCGGCCGCAACGUGGUGCUGGAGCAGAAGUUCGGUGUGCCCCAGGUUAUCAACGAUGGCGUGUCCAUUGCUCGCGCUAUCGAGCUGAAGGACCCCGUGGAGAACGCCGGUGCCCAGCUCAUCAAGGAGGUGGCCGGCCGCACCAACGACGCCGCGGGUGACGGCACCACCACCGCCUCGGUGCUGGCGCGCGAGAUGAUCCACUACGGCCUGCAGUCCGUGACCGCCGGCGCCAACCCCAUCGCCGUCAAGCGCGGCCUGGACAAGACCGCCGAGUACCUGGUGGCCAAGCUCAAGGAGCACGCCAAGCCCGUCAAGGGCCGCGAUGACAUCAAGGUGCUGCCCUACGGCGACAGUCUGGACGACCUGCGCUGCAUGUGGAACGGGUUCAGCUUCGCCGAGUGCCUGGUGAACAAGCGGCUGAACGGCCUCGACAUGGGCCGCGGCCUGCUGCCUGUGGAGUUCCAGCACCUGCUGGCGCGCACCCGCCACGAGCUGGCCGGGCUCAUGGGCGCGGAGGCCGAGGUCCGGGUGGGCACACCCGUGAGGCUGGCGCAGUCCGGCCCCGCCGCCGACCCGCUGCCUCCCGGCGGCGGCUCCGACACGCUGCACCAGGUGGCGUACACGGACCUCAUGGCCGCAAACGCCGAGUCGCUACUGCGCAGCCACGCCGCCGAGCACGUGCCCAUCCUGUGGCUGGACCGCCUGGUGGGCAACGUGACGGGCCUGCCUGCCGACGUGGCCAAAGUGUACGACAACUGGAAGUCAGUAUGUCGGGCGCUGCACUAUUUCACGCUCCAACCCGACCAACGGCGCGACUGGCGCGUCAAGGACUUACUGGAGGCUCGCGCCUCGCAGAACCUCGCCGGAAGGGCAGAGUUUAGAACCACCUUUAUAGCCGCCCAAAUGUGUCAAGCAAGGUCUUUCACACUGCUGGUAUCGCUGCUCAUUGUCGUCGGCAGUCUGCAGUGGGCUAGCGGAAGCGACAAAGUUUUCAUCGCCACCAAGGGGGACGAGCCCAGCAAAGGACAUGAUAUCAGCCUGGAGUUGAAUGACGACUGUACGGGCCUGUCGUCCGUGCUGCUGGCUUCUUGCCGCGAGCUAGGCGGCGGUUCGGGCCACUACGCUACCGGCAGCGGCGACCUGCAACACGCGCACGGCGCCGCCGAUGUCGACCGCCGCCGCCAGCUAGCUUCGGCCUCCAAGCUCAGCUUCACGCUGCGACUGGCGGGCGGCGGCCGCGUCAGCCCCAGCGGCACCGCCAAGUCGGGCUGGUUGCAGGCCUCGGCGGACGGCGGCGCCACCUGGGGCGCCGUGUGCUCCAAGCACUGGGGCUCGGAGGAGGCGACCGUGGCGUGCCGGCAGCUGGGCGGCGGCUCCACGGCGCUGGGCCUGCCGCGCUCCGCCGCCUCGGCCGGCUUCGCGGCCAGCGUGCCGGCGCCCACGGCCGCGGCGGCCUCGGCGCUGCUGCAUGUGCAGUCCGUGACCGCCGGCGCCAACCCCAUCGCCGUCAAGCGCGGCCUGGACAAGACCGCCGAGUACCUGGUGGCCAAGCUCAAGGAGCACGCCAAGCCCGUCAAGGGCCGCGAUGACAUCAAGAACGUUGCCUCCAUCUCGGCCGGCAACGACAACGCCAUUGGCGAGAUGAUUGCCGAUGCCCUGGACAAGGUGGGCUCCAACGGUGUGCUGUCCAUCGAGACCUCGAACAGCACCGAGACCGUGGUGGAGGUGCAGGAGGGCAUGGAGAUCGACCGCGGCUACAUCAGCCCCCAGUUCGUGACCAACCAGGAGCGCCUGCUGGUCGAGUACGACAACUGCCGCGUGUUGGUCACCGACCAAAAGAUCGACGCCAUCCGUGACAUCAUCCCCAUCCUGGAGCAGGUGACCCGCCUGAACGCGCCGCUGCUGAUCAUUGCCGAGGACGUGUCCGGCGAGGCGCUGGCCACCCUGGUGGUCAACAAGCUGCGCGGCGUGCUCAACGUGUGCGCCAUCAAGGCGCCCGGCUUCGGCGAGCGCCGCAAGUCGCUGCUGCAGGACAUUGCCAUUGUCACCGGCGCCGAGUUCAUUGCCAAGGACCUGGGCAUGAAGGUGGAGCAGGCGGUGGUGGAGCAGCUGGGCGUGGCGCGCAAGGUCACGGUGGCCAACAACACCACCACCCUCAUCGCCGACGCCGCCUCCAAGGACGAGAUCGAGAUGCGCAUCGCGCAGCUCAAGAAGGAGCUGGCCGAGACCGACUCGGUGUACGACACCGAGAAGCUGAGCGAGCGCAUCGCCAAGCUGAGCGGCGGUGUGGCCGUCAUCAAGGUGGGCGCCGCCACGGAGGCCGAGCUGGAGGACCGCAAGCUGCGCAUUGAGGACGCCAAGAACGCCACCUUCGCCGCCGUGGAGGAGGGCAUCGUGCCCGGCGGCGGCGCGGCGCUGCUGCACCUGUCGGAGCUGGUCCCCGCCUUCAAGGAGACCCUGACGGACGCCGAGGAGAAGCUGGGCGCCGACAUCGUCAUGAAGUCGCUGCGCGCCCCCUGCCGCCUGAUUGCCGACAACGCGGGUGUGGAGGGCGAGGUCAUUGUGCAGCGCCUGCUGGGCAAGCCCUUCGAGGUGGGCUACAACGCCAUGAUUGACAAGGUGGAGAACCUGCUGGACGCCGGCGUGAUCGACCCCGCCAAGGUGACCCGCAACGGCCUGCUCAACUCGGUGUCCAUCGCCGGCAUCAUGCUCACCACGCAGGCGGUGAUGGUGGAGAAGCACAAGCCCUCGGAGAUCCCCGGCGGCAUGACCGCCUCGGGCAUGCCCUCCGGCAUGACCAUCUAAACAGCGUCUCAGCGCUGCUGCUGACUGAGCGCUGCGACUGGUCGGCAGCGGGCUGGUGUGCUGGCUGGCCUAUGUGGUGGAGCUGGCUGGCCGGCAUGCGUGGCGCAGGACUGAGCGCAGAGUGGGGCAGGGGGGCGGCACAGGCCGCGCGUGUGGUUCUGUGGUUUGAGCAGAGGGCGUGGAGCAGGAGGAAGGUGAGGAGGAGUAGCUAGGAGGGGGUGGAGGUAGGAGGGGGCUUGGAGCUCUGGACAGGAGCUGCAGCAACAGCGGCAGCGGGAGUUUGCGCCCGCGUCAAGGAUCGCCAAUGGUACGUGCCGCGGCGUUUGGUGCUGGUUAAGAGGUGGCACAAACCAGCUCCAUGUCAGGGUAGCGGUGGAAGCAGACAGAUUGUUAUCUGGCCGUACACACACGAUAAACACGCUUGGGCGUGGCAGCAUGUGUGUGGUUUUCUGCGGGUUGUGCCCUUGUUCCCGAUUGAAGGGGUGUCGUGACGAGGGUGGGGCCGCGGCGUCUUGCCCUCCAACUAGGGUGCAGGUCACGAUUGACUGGAGGUGUGUGAGAGAGCGAUGGAGAGGUGUGUGCAAAGAGAGGGAGCAAGAGUGAUAAUGACGGGUUAAUCUGAGACACACGCGUGUUACCCACCUUUCGAAUACUGUGUAAGCAGCCAAAAUG